CACUCUAAUUGCUGCAAAUUAAUGCACUAAACCAAACCCCUUGUCUGACUUACUCUGCACAUAAAACUGAACAUUCCCCCGGGCACUAAUGGCGGCCUUGGCAAACUCUUCUUCUUCGUCGUCACCUCCAUCUCCUGCUCGGCCGUACACCGGGAAAUGGGAGCACGACGUCUUCUUGUGUUUCAGAGGCGACACGCGGCUCAAUUUCAUGAGCCACCUCAGGGAAGCUCUCCGCGAGAAGCAAAUCAGAUUCUUCGUGGACACCAUGCUUACGGUUACGGAGGACAUCAACGAGCUCCUCUGCGUCCUCGGAAGAUCGGCGGUCUCCGUGGUCAUAUUCUCGGAGAAGUUCGCCGAUUCAACCUGGUGCCUGGACGAGGUGGACACCAUAGUUCGGAGCGUUGACCAAUUCGGACAUAGGGUGCUGCCAGUUUUCUACAGAGUGGAUUGGACCGCCGUGGCUGGGGACUCCGGCGCUUACGCUAAAACCAUCGCGGAACUCGUCGAUGAAGAUGCCACCGAAGAGCGGAAGCAGGAAUGGAAGGAUGCUUUGAAGGCUGUGGCUCAUAAGACUGGUCGUACCUCUGAGGCGAUUCCGGACGAUGCUGAAUUGGUUAAGCAGGUUGUGGAAGAUGUUUUGAGUACACUUGCAGCCAUGUCGUCUAGCAUCCAAUCCAACAAUUUGGUUGGCAUGGAUUCACGGGUUUUGGAGGUUGAGCGGCGAUUAGCAAUGAGUGAAGUGGAUACUAUCCGUAUCGUUGGGCUUCGGGGAAUGGGUGGUGUAGGGAAAACAACUUUAGCUAGAGCUUGCUAUGAAAAGCUAAGAUUCUCAGCAAAAGACACCAAGUUUCAUUUUGUUGAGAGGAUCGGUGAAAAUUGUGAUAAGCAAAAUGCUGUCGACGGAUUCGUGCAAGAACUCUAUUCGGCAUUGUUAUCUGAGAAUUAUAUCAGUCAUGGAGAUUUGAAUAUUGGAUAUCGAAGGGCACGUCUUUCCCGCUUGAGGGUGUUCAUUGUUCUGGAUGAUGUGCAUACUCCUUCUCAAUUGGAGCAGUUGCUUUUAAGAGAAGCAUUGCAUCUUACAAAACUCUUUGCUGCAGGCAGCAGAAUCAUCGUGACCUCUAGAAAUCAAAGGGUACUUGAAUAUGCAAAGGCGGAAAUACACAUUGUUGACCAUCUCAGUGAUGAUGAAUCUCUUCAACUUUUCAAACUACAUGCUUUCCGACCGGGCUCGGCUAUUGAUGAUCAAAUUGAUUUGUCACAUCAGGUUAUAUCAUACUGCAAUGGGAACCCAUUGGCCCUUAAAGUUUUAGGAGGUACAUUGCUACCAAAGGAUAGAAAGUAUUGGAGGAGUUUCUUGCAGAAAUUGAGUGAAAUUCAAGAACCAGAAAUUCAUCAUGUUCUUCGGAGAAGCUACGAUGAGUUGGGAGAUGAUGAUAAAAGAUUGUUUCUCGAUAUUGCUUGUUCCUUCUAUGGGAUUGUGAGAUCUUUAUUGAUAAAGUAUAUGGAAGCUAGUUAUACCUCUGCAUACAGUAGAGUAAUUGAUUUGAUAGAUAGGUCCUUGUUAAUCUCUGUUUUUGACCAGCUUCAAGGUGAGAUAGUUGUUGUGCAUCAGUUGUUGAGAGAAAUGGCUUGGAACAUCGUUAAUGAGGAAGAAAAUGUCGGAAAACGCAGCAGGCUGAAGAAUCCUGAUGAUAUUCACAACUUGUUGACAAUUUGGAAGGGAGAUAGGGCAACUCAAGGGAUCCAUUUGGACCUUUCGAAAGCUGAAAGGAUGCAUUUGAAAGCCAAUGCCUUUGAGGGGAUGGACUCUCUUAGAUGGCUUGAAUUUGCCUGGCCUAAAUGCUUUGGGCAUGGGCAUCGCAAAAUCCAACUAUCAGAUGAUAUCAUUAAUUCUCUUCCCAAUGAGUUAAGGGGUCUAUAUUGGGAUCAGUUCCCUUCAACUUCUCUACCAUCAGGAUUUUCUCCAAAAAAACUUGUCUACCUCGUUAUAAGCCAUAGUCCGAUUGAGAGAUGCUGGGAGCGAGAUCAGCCUAAGCUUGAGCAUCUGAUGUUGCUUGACCUCACUUACUGUGAGAAUCUAACUAUUGUCCCAAACCUGUUGAGGUCUUCACAUCUAGAGCACCUUCUUCUCCGGGGAUGCAAGACUCUGGUUGAGUUACCUGCAAGCAUUCAAUCUCUUGUCAAGUUGGUAAGGUUGGACGCUAGAGAUUGUCAAGAUCUCCAGCGUGUCCCAGCCAGACUCAACUCGAAGUUCCUCAAGCAACUUCUGUUGUCCAAUUGUCCCAAGGUAACACGCUGUCCAGAGGUUAAUUCAGGAGAGUUGCGAGUUCUGGAUUUAGAUGGAACGCCCAUCAAUUCCCUGCCGAAUGCAAUUUACAAGGUUAAGGCGGGUGGGGUGUUAAGUCUCUAUGGGCCCAACAUCACUAGUUUCCCUAAAAUUUCAACGAGCUUGGAGCUGCUCCGUCUGCGCAAUACUGCUAUAGAGGAGCUAGAGUUUGGUCAUCUUCAAGGUUCUGAUCUGCCAAGAUUUGAUCGACUGCAUUUGGUCCAGAACUCUCAGCUCAAGACUCUGCCGAAGGCCAUCUGGAAGAUGGUCUCUGUUGCACUUAUUGUUGAGGAUUGCCCUUUGAUCGACUGUUUGCCAGAAAUCUCAGAGCCUUUGCACUUGACUCGCCUUCGUAUUGCUGGUUGUGCAAGGAUCACCGAUGUUUCGUCUUGCAUUUCCAAUAUGAAAUCUUUGGACUCUCUUGUUUUUCCUGCCACGGGUAUUAAGUCCCUGCCUUCUAUUAUCCAGGAAUUGGACCAACUCUCUUAUCUCGAUCUGUCUUACUGCACUAGCCUUGAGUCCAUCCCGAACACCAUACAUAAACUUGCCAGGCUAUCCGAAUUGUCACUGGUGGGCUGUAAGAGCAUCUGUUCAUUACCAAAACUUCCGCCAAAUCUCAAUAUCUUAAAGGCAAAUAAUUGCGAUUCAUUGCAAGUUUUACCGAGGAACAUUGGGAAUCUGAGUUUUCAGCACUUGAGGUUUGAUGAUUGCCCGCACCUGGACCGGAGCUCACUUGACGAAAUUGUAGCAAAUUUCCCUGAUCAGGCUUUGUCUCAGCACUCUCAGGUUGGUUUCCACUACUCUGGGAUUGACAUUCCAGAAUGGUUUGAUCCACCCAACAUGGAGGGAGUGAACAAUUACGUGACAUUGGAGCUCCCCAUGGACUGUUCGGAACUAAAGGGAGUUGCAUUUGGCGUUGUGUAUUCACUGGAUCAAUCCUGUGGUUCCAUGUCUAUGUUAUGUGGCUGCUUCAUAGAAACUGAAAUGAUCACGUAUUGGAGAUCUUUCUCCUGGAAUUUUCACGUUCUUGACAGCUCCGAUCGUGUUUAUCUGUGGUCUGGUGACAGAUUUGGCAAUUCCAAGAAAGAUGAAGAGGAAGAGGAAGAAGCUUCUUGGUACCAGAAAUAUGCUGGGCUAACUGUCUCAUUUCGGUUUUUUGCUGAUGUAGGUGUGGGUCCUCUCCGUGAUGUCAAAAAAUGUGGCGCCUUUCUACUUUACUGACAGUGAUUCCUUUUGAUAAUUUCGGACCAUGCAGAAGAGAAUGUGGAAAGAAUCCGUGUCUAUGGUCAUGAUCUGUUUCUGGGCUACUGACACAUGUCAUGGUUUUACAGUCCACCUCAAGGCUGCUCUCUCCGACAGGAAAAUCAAAGCUGCCUUCAAUGCAAUGCUCCAGAAAGCAGACUGCAUCGACGAGCUCCUCCCCAUCCUACAAAGAUCUGCACUUUCGAUCGUGAUUUUCUCCGAGAACUUUGCGAGUUCACCCUGUUGCCUCGAUGAGGUGGCCACCAUUGCCCGAAGUAUGAAAGAUUUUGGACAUGUGGUGCUGCCGGUUUUCUGUAAUGUGGAUUGGUCUGACGUGGUGGAGGAUUCUGGCAUUUAUGCUGCUGCGGUUGAUGCUCUGGAUGCCACCGGAGAUCGCAAGACGAGAUGGAGGGAUGCUUUAAAGGAAGUCGCUGAUGUAGCUGGGUUUAUCGCCAAACAGAUGAAGUUCGACUCUGAAUUAAUUAAGGCGAUUGUGGAAAAUGUUAUGAAGAAGCUCAAUGACAUGCCACCGAACAUAUCAUAUGAAAACAUGGUCGGUAUGGAUUCUCGCGUUAAGGAGGUUGAGCAACUGUUAGCACUGAACACAUCAGAUGAUAUUCGCAUUAUUGGCCUUUGGGGAAUGGGCGGUCUAGGGAAAACAACUCUGGCAAGAAGGUGUUAUAAAAUUCUGAAAUUCUCAGCCAUGGAAGAACACAGAACACAUUUUGUUGAGAGAGUCGGUGCAAACUGGGAAAAUCAAUACGGGUUUGGGGACGUGGUACAAGAACUCUAUUCAAUUCUGUUGUCUGAGAAGGAUUUGAGCCGCGGAGAUUUAAAUAAUAUUCACAGAAGGACGCGCCUUUCUCGUUUGAGGGUGUUCCUUGUUCUUGAUGAUGUGCAAACUUCAUCGCAAUUAGAACAGCUACUAUUAGGAGAAGUGUUGGAUCUCACCAAACUCUUUGCUCCUGGAAGUAGAAUUAUCAUGACGACUAGAGAUCGAAGCGUGCUCAAGUAUGCAAUGGCAAAGAUAUAUCAUGUCGAAUGUUUGGACAGCGAUGAAUCUCUUAGACUAUUUGGCAUGUUUGCAUUCCGGGGAAAACCCCUUCCUUCUGAUGAGUGGAUGCAUUUGUUACAUUUGGCGGUGUCAUAUUGCAAAGGAAACCCUUUAGCCCUCAGAGUUCUUGGGGGAGCAUUGUUUUGUCAACAGAGGGAUUACUGGAGAGAUUUGUUGGGCGAAUUGGGACAGAUUCAAAAUCUGGAUGUCCAUCAUCUUCUUCAGAAAAGUUUUGAUAUGUUGGCAGCUGACGAGCAGAGAUUGUUCUUAGAUGUUGCUUGUUUCCACAGUGGGAUGCAAAGGUCUGCAUUGAUCAAAUACAUGGCAACUAGUUAUCCCUUAGUGCAUGAUAAAGUGAAUGCUUUAGUGUAUAAGUCGCUAUUGUGUGUUUCCAACAAGGAAGGAGAGAUGAUUGAGGUGCAUGAUCUGCUGAAGGAGAUGGCUUGGAGCAUUAUUAACGGGCAACUGAAGCUUGAAAAUCGCAGUCGGUUGGAGGAUCCUGACGAUGUACACAAGUUAUUGGCAAACCAGAGGGGGAAAGCUUGGAAGGUAUUUGGUUUGAACCUUUUCAAAGCUGUAGAGACAUAUUGGGAAGCUAAUGACUUGAAGGGAGAUAGAACAGUGGAAGGUAUAUCCUUGGACCUUUCCAAAGUCAAAGAGAUGGAGUUGAAAGGAAAUGCCUUUAAAGAGAUGAACCGUCUUAGAUUCCUGAAGUUCUGGAGGCCAAAAAGUUCCAGUGCCUUCCCAAUUCACAAGAAAAUCCUUCUACCACAUGGUGGCCUCAACUCACUUCCUGAUGGGUUAACGUGCUUGCACUGGGAUGGAUACCCUUCUACAUCUCUGCCAUCAACAUUUUCUCCAGAAAACCUUGUCAGACUUGUUAUUCGCCAUAGUCCAAUUGAAAAGUGCUGGGCGGGAGUUCAGCCAAACCUUGUGAAUCUGCUGCUGCUUGACCUCUCCUGCUGCAUAAAUCUAACUGCGAUCCCCGACUUAUCAAGGUCUUCGAAUCUCGAGGAACUCCUGCUCAAGGGAUGUAAAAGCCUAGUUGAAAUACCUUCUGAUGUUCAACUUCUUGACAAGUUAACAACGUUGGACAUCAGAGACUGCAUUAAUCUGGAGAGUCUCCCAGGAAAAUUUGACUCGAGCUUCCUCAAGCUUGUUGAGUUGUCCAAUUGUCCAAAGAUCUCCCAUUGUCCGGAGAUGAACUCAACAGAGUUGGACCUUCUGGAUUUAGACGGGACCCCCAUCAGAGAGCUACCAAGUGCAAUCCACAAGCUCAAACGAGGUGCCACCUUGCAUCUGUGUGGCAAAAACAUCUCUUCCUUCCCCAACAUUUCAGCAAGCCUCAUCAAGCUUCAUCUAUGCCGUACCGUGAUAGUAAAUAUCGAUUUCAAUGACGAUCGAGCUUCUUCUGAAUUGUUGCCAAGAUUUCGUCGGCUCGUGUUGGUUCGCAACUCUCAACUAAAAAAUCUACCAAGUUGUAUCUGGAAAAUGGUCUCCACUGAACUCAUCAUUCAGGGGAGCCCGUUGAUCGAAAGUUUGCCAGAAAUCUCGGACCCCGUGGAGGGAUUUACUCGGCUAGUCAUAGUCGGAGGCACAAGUUUAAAGAGUGUUCCAUCUAGCAUCAACAAUUUGAAAUCUUUAUUGAGCCUCAGUUUUAGUGGUACAGCUAUCAAGUCUCUGCCUUCAUGUAUCCAGGAACUGGAACAUCUCACAUUUUUGGAUUUGUCUUACUGCCAAGGCCUCCAGUCUGUUCCGAGUGACAUUCAUAAGCUUUCCAGCUUAGCUGCAUUGUUUCUGAGGGGGUGUUGGAGUAUUCGGUCUUUACCACAACUCCCUCUGAAGCUGGGGUUUCUAGAUGUAGGUGAUUGCACAUCGUUAGAAUCUCUGCCGAGCAACAUUUUGGAGCUAAUGAGUUGGUGUCGCUUGAUUGCUGAUCGUUGCCUGAAAUUGGAUCGGAAUUUGCUUGAUCGAGUCAUCACACAUUUGCCUGAGCAGGCUGCAAGGUCUCCACGUUCUGAGGCUAUAAUUAUAUAUUCGAGGAGUGAGCUUCCGGAAUCGUUUUGCUACAAUCACGUGUAUGGCAAGGAAGAAUGUUGCGUGACGAUGAAUCUACCUGCUGCAAACUUCAGUAAAGGACUAGUUAAGGGGAUUGCUUUUGGCAUUGUAUGUUCUUACUCAGGCGGGGGCUUCGUGGAUGCCCUUGCGACAUUGGAUUGCAGCAUCGUAUCUGAAACUACCCGUGGGUGGAUUGACGGAGGCACUAGCCAACGCACCACAGUCAGUUCUUGGAGGUUUCCUCUCGAAAUUCUGUUCGAAUGCAGCACGUCAGACCUUGUUUAUCUGAGGGCUGACAACAGGUUGCGAGGGACCAAAGAUGCAGAACAAGAAGUAGACGACGAUGAUGAUGAAGAAGAAGAAGAAGAAGAAGAAGAAGAUUGGUAUGCGAAAUAUGCUGGGCGGGAAGUUUCGUUCCGACUCUAUACUCAAUCUGCUGGAGAUGAAGCUUCCGUCGAGAAAUUCGAGAACAACUUCCGAGUCAGACGAUUCGGCAUCUCUUUAGUGUACUCCUGAUAACUUGCUGCGUAAGUUACUGCAUUUAUUCUGUGAACAUUUUUGCAUUCUUCUCUGCAUUUGAAUCAGAAUGUUGAAUAUAAAUGAAUACAUUUAUUAUGAAGUUUGUGAUUCCCGUCUCCUUAAAUCACUCAAAUUAGUUCACCCCAAAUUCUUAAUCACAUCGGCGAUGAACCGGUUCAAAGCGACCUCGGCCGACCCACCUUCCGCCAGCGCAUCCCUGCUCCGGUCGCUCAACUUCUUCACCUUCUCCCUCGCCUCGCUCCCUUCCGCCAUCAAACCCUUAAUCCCCUUCUCAAUCUCCUCGCUCCCCACCACAAUAACAUCCUCCUCCGCCAUUCCGAACUCCUUGCUGUACUCCAUCUUCACAUCCACCCCCAACCCCCACUCCACCACCAUCUGAAACGCGUUCAGCUGCUGCUCCCCGUCGAUCGGCCACGCCGCGAUCGGCACCCCGAACCACAGGCUCUCCAGAAUCGAGUUCCACCCGCAGUGCGACACGAACCCACCCACCGCCGGGUGGGCCAGAAUCGCGGCCUGCGGCGCCCACCCGAUGAUUUUCCCUACUCCGGCCGUCCUCUCCAGAAACCCUUCCGGCAGGAUCUCGGCCGGGUUCUCGUAGUCCAGGGGGAACGAGACCACGCCUCUCGGAGGUGGGCGGCGCAAGGACCAGAGGAACCUGAACCCGGAAUUUUCGAGGGCGGUGGCGAUUUCCUUCACUUGGGUUUCGUUGAAGCAACCGUUGCUUCCGAAGCAGAGGAAGAGAACAGAGGAAGGCGGUUGUUCGUUGAGCCAGGUCAAGAUCUCGCUGCCUCUUCCUUCUCCGGUAGCGUCUUCCCGCUUCAGCUCUAAAAUUGGUCCGACCGGGUAGACCGGAGGGGUUUCUCCCUUCGAUAGGUGCUCGAUUGUGGUGGUUUCCAGAUCUGGAAACGUGUUGAUUAAAAUUCCCUUUGCGUCUCGGUACCGUUUGACGAAAUCCAAAAAUCCGUCGCAGAGGAAUGGGUUGAGAACAGGACGAGGCAGGAUUUUGCCCGGAAUCGAGUUCUUGAAGCCCUCGAUGUUCCAAUUGGCUUCCGGGUUGUUGAAAUCGGUGACCGGUGUGUUGUGGUUGUCCCGGAGAUUCUGGAGAUGGAGGGUGAGAUUGAGGCAUCCGGCGCCGGAGGUGUAGAAGAUGUAGCUGGGGAGGCCGAAUUCGUCGGCGACGUCGAUGAAUGUGGUGCAGAACAUGUCGACGAGGAGCCCGGAGACGAGAGGGGAGGCCUGGACGAGCUUGGCGACGGCGUCGCGGACGUGGGAUUUGUAGGAGUCCAUGAAGAAUUUGACGACGUCUUUCACGGUGGGGUCGACGGCGGCGUCGUUGGGUGGGAGGUCGACGAACUUGACCCGGUCGGAGAGCGCGGCGGCGGCGAGUGAUUUGGUGUGGCUGGCGUAGUUGGCGUCGCCGUGGGGGAGGUGCAUGAUGAGGAUGGUGAUGGAGAGGUUGGGGUCUCUGGUGGCGAGCUGCCGGGCCAGUUCCGCCAGCGCCGUUAUGUGGCCCACCGCCGGCGAUGGUAUGAACACCAACUCCACUUUCUUCCAUCGGAUUUACCAAGGGAAAAAAAUACUAGUUAGUUUCUAAGUACUCUGCUGAUAGCUAAUUGUUAAGCUAAAUUCAAUAAGUGAAUCUAUGUGAAUAAUUAUUUUAUUGGAUUUGUGUGAAUAAUUGAUAGAAUUGUAUGAAUUACGAUGUAAAUAUGUGACAGCCUGUUUGAAUU
Linum tenue is the source of this 8950-nucleotide messenger RNA. NCBI's taxonomy places the organism in Eukaryota, Viridiplantae, Streptophyta, Magnoliopsida, Malpighiales, Linaceae. The record is from the annotation of a GenBank genome assembly.